Messenger RNA from Pseudocercospora fijiensis CIRAD86, 927 nucleotides. RefSeq lists its product as uncharacterized. The transcript has a single exon. The record is from RefSeq and is a predicted model, not a curated record. The annotation marks the transcript as partial. Lineage: Eukaryota; Fungi; Ascomycota; Dothideomycetes; Mycosphaerellales; Mycosphaerellaceae.
AUGCACAAUGGGCAUGUCUUCAACGUCAGCUACUCUGGAGCAGCGCCUUCGAGCUUGCGUGAGCAAAUUCUGGACAGCCUAUGGUUCGACAUGAUGGAAGCUCGGCAAGACAGUAUCAAAGGUGCAACUCCUGAGACCCUUGACUGGAUUUAUGAACCUCAGGAAUCAAUAGCUUGGCGACACGAUAAACCAGAGUGGGACAGUUUGGCUACAUGGCUAGAUGCAGGCGACUCGAUCUACUGGGUGUGUGGCAAGGCCGGAUCUGGGAAAUCAACUUUGAUGGCGCAUAUUGUCGACGACGACCGCACGAAAGAGUGUCUUUCUAAAUGGGCACACGGCAAACCACUUCACGUUCUCAAAUUCUUCUUCUGGCGCCCCGGCACUGAGCUACAGAAGAGCAUCAAUGGUCUGCUGCGCACGAUACUGUAUCAAAUAUGUACGGAGGUAGAUCAGGUGGUGCAAAAUAUCGCCAAGGCUGUGCGAUGGCAACCUGGCCGCCAGGCAUCAUGGACCGAUAAACGCUUGAAUCUUGCAAUCGAAGCUGCUUUGACCUCUUCCGACGAUGUCUUCUGCUUCUUCCUGGAUGGUCUCGACGAGUUUGUUGGCGAUUUGAGUAGCCUCACAGACCUUGUCUAUCGAUUCGAAGCCCUCGAGAACGUAAAACUCUGCGUCUCAAGUCGACCUGAAGCAGAGCUCACCGCCAAUUUCUCCUUCUGUAGGCAGUUGCGCCUGGAACAACUCAAUCGUGCGGACAUUGAGAAAUUUGUUGAAACAAAGCUCCGUCGCUUUAUCGACAAGCCUGUCUUCAGAAAAUGUCCAUACAGAACGUACUCUGGCUUCGUUGCGGAUGUUGUAUAUCGCGCUGACGGCGUUUUCCUCUGGGCUGUCCUUGUCGUUCCCACGCUCGUGAGAAGUAUCAGUUCAGGA